Molecule: messenger RNA, 579 nt
Organism: Rotaria sordida
Lineage: Eukaryota; Metazoa; Rotifera; Eurotatoria; Philodinida; Philodinidae
Source: the annotation of a GenBank genome assembly
AUGACAAGUUCUUCGAUUGUAAUCAAUUACACUAAUAUUUAUCCAGCACCAGUAGCAAGUCCAAAUGCAGCAGCUCAGUUGUAUGGUGUAAACCUGCUGAUGAAUGGAGAUGGUGAAACAGGUCCGUGUGCUCUGUCAACUACUGUAACACCUCCGACUCUAUGGUCAUAUGUUGACAUAAUCACACAAAUAGCAUACAACAAUUCUGAAUAUAGUGCUUUAACUCCAACUACACCAGGUCCUAGUAAUCGUGGAAAAUGUUACUUUUGUGGCAUGUCCAGUCCUCUUACAACUAUGUCACAAUCUAUCGACUUGUCUCCAUAUAUGACAGCCAUUGAUAGUGGUAAUGUUUCAUUUCAUUUGUCAGCUUGGUUAGGUGGUUGGACCAAUCAGAAUGAUUCAGCUGAAGUUUCAGUUGAUUUUCUCAAUUAUGCCUAUCAAUCUGUUGGUCAUCGUACAACGCUUGGUCCUGUUCUAGCUGCAGAUCGUGACUUUACAACAUCAUUAAUUUUUCGUCAAACUUCGGGUAUGAUACCGAUAAACACUCGAUACAUGACUGUGAUCAUCACUUUGACGUGA